This is a messenger RNA of Yamadazyma tenuis ATCC 10573, 2236 nucleotides long. The record is from RefSeq and is a predicted model, not a curated record. NCBI's taxonomy places the organism in Eukaryota, Fungi, Ascomycota, Pichiomycetes, Serinales, Debaryomycetaceae.
GAUUCAGGUGAGAGAAUACAUGACUGAACCAAAACAGCAAAGGGCCAUCAAAAAGCGGAAGUACAGCCGAGCUGGGUGUCAAGAGUGUAAGAGGAGGAAGAUAAAGUGUGAUGAAUUCAGACCCAUCUGCCAAAACUGUUCAAAGGCCAAAAAAGAAUGUUCGUUCCAGAGUCUGACUGCAGCACCCGACGAGUCCACAAAGGGAGAUUCGAGUGGUCUCGAAAGCUAUAGAGUGGUAUCAGUACCGCUGGUAGUAUCCACUUCUAAUGGGAAAGCCGUCUCAUCAUCGACAACCAUAAAACCACCAGUGGAUGGACAAUAUGGAUUUUCAAACUUUGCGGAUAGUUCACUUUCUUUUCCAUCAGGAACAAACCCCAUAAGAUCCCAAUCACCUCCCAACUCCCAAAAUGGAGCUGAUGUGAGUAAAAGUAGAGAUAUACUAAGUUAUUCCACUGGUAAUGAUGAGCACGCCUUAUACUCUAGUGCAUCGGUAUUUGCCCAUGACUUGACAGAUCUUCUCGAGGUUCGAAUGGAUGACAUUCCUGAGAACUUGGUGGACUACAGGACUCCGUUGUUUGAAGACAAACUGCCUCUCAAGUCGAUUUCAGAAGAUCUAUUUAAUGACCAUUCCAUCCAAAAUUUGAUUGUAGCCUACGACAUGGUGGAUGGAUAUAAGAACUACUUGAGGUUGUUCUACGAGAAGUACUCGCUCUGGUUGAUGCCCCUCUCCCCCGUGAGUGGGCUGAAGAAUUUCUUUAAAAAGGUCAUUAUUCAUCAGGCUCAAAGAUACCCAUUUCUUCUUAAUGCCAUUUUUUCAAUCACCGCUGCUUUUGAGUACGAGGCUACCAAGAGUCCCACAGACGAGUACUAUCGGAGGUUUUAUGUGAGCUUGAGUUUGAAGGGGUUAAAAGACGCCUUUGACCAUAUGGACAAGAACAAUGAUGUGAUACACUACAUUGAACCCUUGAUCUUAACGAGUUUAUUGUUUGUUACCCAAACAGCUGCAGCCACUAAUGGCUCCUGGAGAGACCAUUUGCGGGGCGCUAACAAUCUUUUCAAACAAUACUUGUCCAUUCGCAAGGUAUCCUCACCAGUUAUCUUGAUAGCUACCACUUGGUUUGCAUCAUUCGAAAUCAUUGCCUCCAUGACAAACCCUGUAGGUGGCUCUAUCAAAACGGAAGAGCUCUUAGAGGAUAUAUUGUUACCAAUUCUAUACAAAGAUGAUUGGAACUUGGCCAUACAAUUGGGUCUUGUAUUACCCAGCGGGUAUAACGUUUUUCUAGGCCAGUCUUCUGCAACUGUUUUUCUAUUUAUUCGAUUCUUGAAGUUGUCCCUCAAGAUCAAAAACAGUGCAUUCAAAAUAGCAGAUUCAGAUGACUUGUUGGAAAUUGCUUCUUUGGCUGAACAAGCAUUGAAACUCAGUGUCACUUCUCAAAAUGGGCUCAUUGAGCCUACAAGUCCAUACCAUCCCAAGACAAAUGGGAUAAACUUUCUUCCUUAUGAAACUUAUGGAUAUAAAGACGACAUUGUGUUCUCUUGGUUUGAUAUUAGUGAUAAAAUCCACCUAAGGGGGCUAUACUUGACUGUGUUAACAGAUCCUAUGUAUUUUAAUUUGCCGGUUGAGAGUCUAUUGGUCCAGGACGUGGUUCACAAAAUAUUGGACAUGUGCCACUUUUACCAUGGUAUUGAUUUCAGUAACCUGGACACUUUUGAUUUCGAUGCUGUCAUCAAGGCGAACCCCAUUCUUCACGAUAGAAGAUUGCUCAUGCUCCAUUCAUCCUUGUUGAAAUGUGGCUUGUGCUGUGUCGACAAGGUUGAUAGACUACGGAUCCAAUUGUAUUUUAAAUCCAUGAUUAGUUUUGGAGCCACAACUGUGGAAAACUCGUAUAGACAGAUUCAGGCUGGCUGGAGAGGAGAUAAGAAAAACUUGGAUUUCGUACCCUAUUUAUAAUCUAUGUAAUUUUAUUCAAUGUACUAUUAUCAUUAUCACAAAUCGUUAUAUGGAGUAGAGUAUAUUUUGGGAGGGUAAGGAGGAUUAUCAUACAAUUCAAACUCGUUGUAUGUUUUUAGUACAUAAUCCUCGAGUUGUUUGCAGAAGGCAAUUACGUCCUUUUGAUCGAAAUGGCCCUCCUUUCUCUUCAACUGUUCUUUCUUGUGCUUUAACAUUUCCUCCAAUCUGGAAAACCGAUAUUCACACCAAGCCGGGUAAUAUUCAUCAUGGAUAGAACGAGGGAGC